Molecule: messenger RNA, 5718 nt
Organism: Nilaparvata lugens (brown planthopper)
Lineage: Eukaryota; Metazoa; Arthropoda; Insecta; Hemiptera; Delphacidae
Gene: Nca
Product: neurocalcin homolog
Exons: 5
Coding region: 170-742 (190 amino acids)
Molecular function (GO): calcium ion binding
Source: RefSeq, a predicted model, not a curated record
GAAUAGAACGUAGCAUCAAGUCUUGGGCAGCCGUAACAUUCAAUAUGGCAUCCGUUGUAGUUGUAUUUGUGUGACUCUUAACUAAAAUGCCCUUAGUUUUGAAGGAAUCGUAAUAAACUAUUGGAGGAUUGACAUUUUAGACCAGAUUGAAGUUAGUAGAUUAUAGACAAUGGGAAAGCAUAAUAGCAAAUUGAAACCGGAAGUAUUAGAAGAUCUUAAACAGAAUACCGAGUUUUCAGAUGCAGAAAUACAAGAGUGGUACAAGGGAUUUUUAAAAGAUUGCCCCAGUGGCCAUCUUAGCGUAGAAGAGUUCAAGAAGAUUUAUGGAAAUUUCUUCCCGUAUGGUGACGCAUCAAAGUUCGCCGAACACGUGUUCCGUACGUUCGACGCGAACGGCGACGGCACGAUCGACUUCCGAGAGUUCCUGUGUGCGCUGUCGGUGACGUCACGCGGCAAACUCGAGCAGAAGCUCAAGUGGGCGUUUAGCAUGUACGACCUUGACGGCAACGGAUUCAUAUCGAGGCAGGAGAUGCUUGAAAUUGUCACGGCAAUCUACAAGAUGGUCGGCUCAGUGAUGAAGAUGCCGGAAGACGAGUCGACGCCCGAGAAGCGAACCGACAAGAUCUUCCGGCAGAUGGACAAGAACCAGGACGGCAAACUGUCGCUGGAGGAGUUCAUAGAGGGCGCCAAGUCAGACCCCUCCAUCGUCAGGCUGCUGCAGUGCGACCCGCAGGCCCAAUGACUCCUCACCUAGACUGCUCUGCUAGCUGCUGGCCUGCCUUGAAAACGACUAACCUCCUUCCUCACAUGGAUGCAGAUCACAUGCAAAUCUAUGUGCAAAUGCUAGUUGCUGCACACCUAUUGGCAAGCAUCAUGACAUUUGUAGAUUAUUACAUUCAUAUUGUCGUGUGAAUUGCAUCAAAGGUGUUGAUUAGUGUAUUGAAAUUUGCAGAUCACUUCAUGGUAAUGAAUUUAGGUAAUUGUGGAUUACAUCAAAGAUAUUGAAUUGAAUGUUUAAAUUAGCAGAUUGGCUUGUGAAUGGGUAAAUUGCUUGUAACUGAACUAGGGAGGAAUUUUUCAAUUUGCUAGUUCACUCAACACAGAAAAUGAUGAAAAAUCUCAAAUUAUUGUACGAUAGGAACAAUAGCCUAUAUAUAAAUUUUUAUCGUUUUCUACUGACAUUUUGUUCAUCCAAACAGCAAGGAAUUUAAAUAACAUUGAAGAAUUUUAGUCUGAAAAAUUCUGUAGGCCUAUAGAAAUAUUUUUCACAGAUUUAUUAAAACAGAUUUAUUUUCAGGAAAAUGAUGACUAUGUCUUCCCCACUUUUUUGAUGUGAUCUGUAUCCAUGAUGUUAUUCGAUUUCAGCUUAUGGAAUGUCUUGACAAUGUUGAGAACUGUACUCGACGAUUGGUAAAGUUUAGCAAUGCGUUCACGAGAUUGAGUCAAUUACAGGUUAGGUGCCCCCGUGCCCCCCCCCCUGUGCCCUGCUUGUUUCCGCAACUCUUCCCUAUCUCCCUACCAACACCCCCACCCCCACCCAUCACUUUUCACAAGAGAUUUGAACCGAUUCCCCCCCCCCCAUCACUGACAAAGCAUAGUAGUUCUGCAGACUUGUACAGAAAACUCACAUGCUGAGCUGAGCGGCACGAUACCAUUCGCGCUCUUUGUUGUUUCGCUCGUUGUUGAUAAUAAUUGUUGACUCAAAUUUAUUGAUUGUUGUAAGUGUGAUUUGAGAAUUUUCGCUUCAUUUGAAACUCUAUUUUCGAUAGAAUAUAACUCGUAUUAUAAGUAAGAGUUGAAAAUUCAAUAAAGUUACAAUUUUCAGAAAACUAGUGUAACGAAUAGUUUAGAAGAUUGACGAUCAUACACUUGUAACCUACGAAUUAUCUGAUAACUUUGAAAUUUGAUUAAAUGAUUCUAUAUAUUUUUUCAUUUGCGCUGUUUUUAUCGGAUAGAUUCGUAUAAGUAUUUUUCAGUUUGUCGAUUUGUGUAAGCUCUUCAUCCAGUAGUCAAAUGAGCUUGUGAUUUCUUCCAUUCGUGUUACUUGAUUGUUUCUUGUGCAAAACGUUUUCUAAUAGAAGUGAAAUUGAUUAUGAGGAAUGCAAGUGUGCUUCAAGUUUAAAGUUUCAUUUGUUGAAUAGUAUAGUUAAGUACUGUAUAUCAUACAAUUUCUCUAUAAUAGCCUAUGUAUUCAAUCUAUCUAUAACCAUCUACUGCUAGAUACAGAAUUUUAAAAUUUAUUGUAAAUUGACUUUUUUGAAAAUUGUACUUUCUAAAUACCUUACUCUGUAUCAUUGUUAUGAAUACUAUUCUGCAAGCAAUUUUUUACUAUUUAAAAAAUGUCAUGUGUGAAUUUCUGAAUCCCAAUUUUUUUAGUACAUGUAUAUAGGCCAUCAAAUUUUAUCAAGUUCAUCCAAAACACAAAACCUUGAUAUCUGUAUAUUCACAAACAUACAUCUAUUUAAACUAUAGUCAGAAAAAGUAUUCAAUUCCUCAGUUUCUUAACAUAAUUUACUGUAUAUUUAUCGCGUACUAUAUUUUAGAAUAAUUUGUAAAUAUAACAUACCCUUUUUGCAAAGAAGUCAUGAACAUAUUCAGAUAGAUCUCAUAAUCACAACACUGUACCGUUUCUACUUGAAUGAAUUGAUCCUAUUAAAAGCAUCAGCUCUUGAUAAACUAAGAAUUAUUUAUUGAAGUAUGCAUCCAUCUUUGGAAUUGAUCCUUAUUUUCAAUAUCUUUUCGAUUCUUUAUAAUUCAAAUUGAAACUCUGCUUGAUUAAAAUACAGUUCCUUUAGCAAAUGCAAUGCCGGUAUUUCUCAUUUUAUUCCUGGCCUAUUCCUACAUCUUCCCUCGUUUAUUUAAAAUUAUGCUUCCAAGGCUCUAUUCUAACUCAAAACCUGUCUAAUUUGUGUUGCUUGAUAUUAUUAUAGUUGCUUGAUAAUACUCAAGAUGAUAUUAUAAGAGUAGCAUUACUCGUCUUCCAAGAUUAAAUUAUUAUUUCAUAAGUAGUACUCAAAUAUAUAUAUUUUCACAUGCAAGUCUGCACCCAUUCGCCUCCAUUGUACUUUUCUACUCGUACUUAUCUUUGUGUGAUGUGUGAAUCACUUCUUGAAUAAUAUCCAAUCAUUUGAACUUAUAAUUGAAUUUAAAAAUACAUUUUCAAAUUCAUAAAAUUUUUCACAUUUCAUUUAAGUUUUCUGUUUCAAACAUUCAUCAAUAAUAUUUCUCCAAUUUAUAAAAAUCUGUUUCUCCUUGCCCUAGAUGACAGAUAAUAUGAAUUUAAACCUUGGGAUUCAGAAUAUAGUUGUCUAAUGAGAAUUAAUGCGUUCAAACUUAAGCUAACCAUCUAUCAGUCCUAAAUUUUUCGUGCAUUGAAUUGUACAUUUAUUGAAUGUGCUCUUCUUUGUGUAUGAAAGUGAUGAGAGAUGAUUUUGGUGACUAGACGAAAGGUACUAAACUAAAAACAAAUGAUAUAGUUUAUCAAUUUGUGUAAAACCCAUCUAAAACGUUUUUCGAUAGCAGCUUCACAAUAUCUACUCAACUCAAAAGCAAAUAAUUGUAAUGAAAUGAUUUUCCGUGUACAAAAUUUAAACAACGAAUGAAAGGUUUCAUUAUUGUUACUUUAAGAUUAUUUCUAUUGUAGGGUGCAUAGGUUUUGCUCAAACUACUCGUCUCAUAGUAGUGAAAAUUUUCAAACUGUAGGUUUUUAUUUUAGUACUAUCAGUUGAUUUCUAUAGCUGUGCAUUCAACUUACGAUAUAUCAAAUUUUGGUUGAUUGGAAUGAUGUUCACGUUAAUCUUUUAUUAGUCACGAGCUAGAUGAUAUUUUUUGAUUGAAUACCUUAUUUGAAUAAUGUCGUUUUUUCAUUCGCAAUCAUUUGUUUUGAAGGUGCUUUCCAAGCAUCAACUGCAUCACUCAGGGUUUGAUGGUUUGGUUUUAAUGAUUUGCUGUUCAUGUUCUUUGAUGAAAUCACGAAAUGUACUUAAUAAAAUGUCAUUAUCUUGCUGUAUAAUGACCAUGUCAUUCUUAUAAGUGUUAUUUAGAAGAAAUGUCAUAUCAAAAGUAUUAAAUGUGCCCUACAGGGCUAAAUUAAAUCAGUGCUUUAGUCAUAUUUCAUAGAGUAAGAAUAAUGUUUGUAUUAUGUCUAGUCUUAAAUUUUGAUUUGAACUGUUUUAGGCUAUUCUACCUUGCUUCUUUAUUUGUAUGUAUGAAUGUUGUCGAGUCUGUAUCUGAGUGUGAGUCAGCACAUAAUUAUCAUAGAGAUAUAAUGUGUUUUAGUGUUAUUUAAUACUUCUUGUGAACGAUGGUAUUUGAUGAUUUGUGGACACUAGAAAAAAUUUUCAUAGUAUGAAUGGAAUGAUAUUCGUGUCUUGUAUUUGAUUUCUAAUAUUAAAUAAAUUUUAAUACAAUAAAUGAUGAACUUAAUGGAUUUUAAUAUUUGGAAAUUUGAUCUUAAACUAAAUUUCUACUAGCAUCAUACUAUGAAAUCAACAGAUUUCUCAAUUCAAAAUUUAUUAAAAUGUUUGGUGCUUGCCAUAAUGUACAUAAUUGUCUUACCGUUUCUAUCAUUUCAAUAUUUUAGACUUUUGUGGGUUUUAAGUGCAUUUUUAUUAUUUCAAUGAAGAAGAAAUAAAAGUAUGAGAUAAUUCUGUAGAUAAUUAAUCUACCACGGAGUCUCUGAACCUAGAUUUAUUAUUUCAGAUUUUCAAAUGAAAAUAUAGCUUCUCAUACAUUUUCUAAUGGAAUAAAUGAAGCAUUAAAAUAUUAAGAGUGAAGUAUAAUGCGGGGGCGGUUUCAAAUACAUAUAUCCGGUACAUAAUUUAUUUAAUAAUAUAAAAAGCUGUUCCGAAAUAAGUUGUUAUUCUAAUAUAUUAUUUCAAAAUUACUCCCGCAUGACUGUAAACAUCUUAUUUUAAAUUGGCAGACUUCUCCAAGUAAGGUGGAAAAUUAAAUUAAUUUAUUGAUAGGAUUGUAAUAAAAGUUGUUGAGAACUUUUAUUUUUCAAGAUUCCAUUUUACAUCACCAAACCUCUUGUCGAUCCCUAUUGAUAGGGGCGUCAACAAUAUUAUUUUUUUCACAUGAAGUCAGUACACAGAGCAAUAAUUCAUUGAUUUAAUAAUUAAAGCAAUUGCAAUACAGCAGUAAUACCUAUGCAAUAAUUUCUAAUUCUUAAAAUUGUUAUAGUAUUUCUAAUAGCGUCAAUUUACCGAAGAUACUUUUGAUUGCAGAUUUUACAAAUUUCUGUUGAUUUGUUAACUUCUAUACUGUUGGAUAGGUUGUGCUUCAGUUCAAGACCUAAUUGUUGAAUGCUAUUCCACUAAACUGUUUAAUCAAAUUUCAGUUCUAAAUUUUCUGACUCAUUUAGUUGAGAACUAUUUUUUUCUGAAACCGGGUGAUGGAAUGUAGGCUAUAACACUCGUAACGUGAACGGCACAAAGAGAAAUGCACAUAAAAAGACCUCUAUUCUAUCAAAAGUGAUGAUUUAAUAAUGAUUACAAGAAUAAUUAAUUGAACGUGCUGAAAAGCAUUGAGAUGUUAUGAAAUGUUGUCCAGUAUUUAUUAAUAUCAAAUAUAUAUUCGUGUACAUAGUAAAUUGAUAUGAUAAUAGUGAUGUUCUUAUGAAACUUAAAUUUACAGAAGGUUCAUUAUAAUUAUGUAUUAUUAUCAUUGUCAUUAUUAUUACUAUUACCAUUCAGUGCAUUAAAGUGUUGACAUUGA